CCGGCGAGAAGACAGUUGCGGAACCGCCUUGCGUGCGCGCCUGCCGCUAUGAACAACAAUUCCGUCAUGGUGUCCGCGUACGCAGACCCCAUCGAUUCGGACGCGCCCUUCUUCGUGGACAGAUGACUGUGAGUGACCGUGGCGGACGCCGUCGAGCCUCCCCCCGCUGCACUCGGCUUCUCCUUUGGUGCUGCUGCUGCUGUGCAGAAUGCCGGACGAAGAGAACACGGCGCUGGCCGGCGCGUUGGACAACAACUCGUUCAACGACAACGCCAACACUGUGAUGGGCCGGCGCUCUCUCGAUCUGACGGCGUCCCUGCGCGCCAAACCAGACCUCAUCGAGACGGCGGAACGCCGCGACAGCAAUGGAGAAAAACCAGAAAUUCCUCAUGUUGCUGGAUCUUUAAACAAUGAUCUUUAUGCAGUCCCUGUGAAGAGGCGACCACAUAGCCUUGAGAAUGAUUUGCCACCCGGAUGGGAGAAACAUGAAGAUAAUGAUGGGCCAUAUUACUGGCAUAUUAAAAGUGGCACAAUCCAGAGAGAACCUCCAUCAGCUACAUCAGCCAUUAAAGCAGAAGCUAAGAGACCACUUGUUCAGGAAUCCGAGAGUGCAAUUAGUAGUAGUUACCAGUCUCCUGUGAUUGCGUCUGUCACCAGGAGUAAUACAAGCUCCGCUUUGGAGGAAUUAGAUGGCAAGAAGAAGGAAGAACGUAAAGAAGAAUUAGCUCUGAAGAGACGUAGUUACCCUGCUCGGCCAGAACCAGAGAGCAAGGAGCGCCCCAUAAGAUUUGCUGUUAGGUCUCUUGGCUGGGUUGAAAUUGCAGAAGAAGAUCUCACACCAGAACGUAGCAGCAAGGCUGUUAACAAAUGCAUUGUUGACUUAUCACUAGGCAGGAAUGAUCUGCUUGAUGUAGUGGGAAGAUGGGGUGAUGGCAAAGACUUGUUCAUGGACUUAGAUGAAGGAGCACUGAAGCUUAUUGAUCCCGAAAAUUUGACAGUUCUAAAUACUCAACCAAUUCAUACAAUUAGAGUGUGGGGAGUAGGACGAGACAAUGGAAGAGACUUUGCUUAUGUGGCUCGUGAUCGUACAACAAGAAAACACAUGUGCCAUGUGUUCCGUUGUGAUAUUCCUGCCAGGACGAUUGCCAAUACUCUUAGAGACAUCUGCAAGAAGAUAAUGAUUGAGCGAAGUCUACAGCAGAAUCUGGCUAAACCUAUUGAUAUUAGUGGUACUGGAGGAGGAGGACGAUCUGGUCUAGCAGCUCGUCCCACAAAUCUGCCAACAGAACACAGACGAUUCCAUCACAGGAGUGGGCAAGCAUUAGUCACACAGUCCUUUCCAACUCCAAUGGAGGAACCCAAAAAGGUACUCAGAGCACAGUACCUCGGAUCAACACAAGUGACUAAGGCCACUGGUAUGGAUAUUCUCAAUGAUGCAAUUGAUCAGAUGGUGGCCACAGUCCCUCAUGACAAGUGGUGUACAGUCAAUGUUGCAGUUGCUCCAUCAAUGAUUUCCAUUAUGCUGCCAGGGGAGGAAAGUAAGUUAAUUGCCGAAUGCCGAGUUCGGUACCUUUCAUUCCUUGGGAUUGGACGGAAUGUAAAGCAGUGUGGUUUCAUCAUGCACACUGCACAGGAUCUCUUCAUGGCCCAUGUAUUCCAUUGUGAACCUUCAUCUGGAGCAUUAUGCAAGACUGUUGAAGCAGCCUGUAAGCUAAGGUAUCAAAAAUGCUUGGAUGCACAUCCACAAGGACUAGGUCGUGGCCAGCAAAAUGCUCAGACCCCAGGGAAAGGUCUGGGUGCUACACUGAAGUCUCUUGUUGGAAGCCUUACUGGCAGAAGGCUGCGUGGCAGUGAGUCCUGAGAUGAGGCCCUCUCACUGCAGGAGCUAUGGCCACUGCCUGCCGAGCGUGAGGUCAUCAGGCACCGCCACCUGCAGUCACCCCUGACUUUUCGCUACUUCAGCAGCAGUCCGCCCUCAGCCAGCUUGCGUUCCCUCCUUUCACCUACACUCGACACCAGGAGGCUACCCCAUCGCUGGCACUAACACUUCAUUGUGUGUGUUUGUGUAUAUGGUAGAGGAAUAUCUACCUUCAAGAUUAAGGACAUGACAUUUUGAUUUGUAAUCGGCAAGUUUGAGACUUGAUAUUGUUUGUGAGAUCUGAAAGUGGAAUGUGUAAAACUUAAGCUCUCUUCAGAAAUAUCAUUGGUACUGAUUCUCUGACUUGCAGCUUAGAACUGUAAUUAUAUAUGUUUUGAAAAUAAAUUGUACUAUUUUUUAAAAGAAUGACGUGUCAAUGCAGUGAUGUGAACAUCUGCAUAAGAAGGAAACCCAUUUACAGAUUCAAUGAUGAAGGUUUAGGUCCCAAGAUCAGGAGAGACAGCUUUCCAUCCAGCUAAUUUCUUUUAGAGAUCUGAUUCAUUAAUGUGUGUAUAUAAGUUUACUAUAUUUGUUGUAAUCUUAUAUUCCAUCUUAAUAUGAAAGCAAAUUUUGUGUAUCCACUGAUAUGGUAAUCAUAGUACCAAAUUAGUUUGUAAGUGUGUAAAUAUUAUUUCAAAAAAAUUAAGGAAGUUUUAAAUUAGUUAUUGCUGUCUUGCACAGAGAAAGAAGCAGUCAACAUUUUCUUUCCAACCUGUAACAGAUCUUGGGCAGUUUUAUAUGAAAAAUAGAUUAAUUUGAGAUUGCAAAGUAAAAUGAUGUAUUCAUAUGUAGAACAUGGUACAUAUUCUUUCCACUGAUUUUCACCUUUUUUUCUAAAUUUUUCCUUAAGGAAUUGUGGCAACAUUUGUGUUCUGAUCUAUUUCUCCUUUAAAGUACAAUUUAAUUAGGAACAAAUUUAAAAAUUUGUUAGUCAUUCUUUAAUUCAAUUAUCACCAUUACAAGUAAAGAUGUUAAGACAGCAACAUGCAUAAUAUUUUCAUUACAUGAAUUUAAAAUGUCUGAAGUGUGAUUGCAAAUGCUGACUGGAAAUGACGAGUAUGUAUCUGCUUUUGUAAAGUUUGUAUGUACAUAUAUAAAUGUUACAUAAGAAUGCAGGACGAGUAGAAUGGCCUGGUGUGUGACAUAGUUCUUUCUCAUGUAAAUAAUUACACAUAGAGGCUUUUCUUGGAGUAACAGGGAACAAACACGUUGCAAAAAUGUAGUAGUGUCUUCAUGUCACUGAGUGUGUUAAAAUGAAGCUUAAACUUCUAAUGGCAUUGAAAAUUAUUUUGUGUGAUCAAAAGACAGAAAAGAUUAAGUAGCAGUUAAUUCGCGAGAAUAAUUUAAUAUUUUGUUUAAUAUUGCACCAGAAACCCCACAAUUUUUAUCAUUUUAAUUCCUUUGCUACGAUCUGUAAUCAUUCAUCAUUUAUUUGAAUGAAUUUCAUUGACUAGUAUAUACAUUUUCAAUUAACAGUUUAAAAAAUGAUGUGUUAUGUGUUAAUUUCAAAAUUUAAUUUAGUUCAGAGAUGAUCUGCAGGAUACCUACAUCUAUUUUUACAUAAAGUAUUUAUUUUAUGCUAUGUGUAUUCAGGCAACCAUUGUAGUUAGAAGUAGAAAUUAUGCAGUGUUAUAAAAAAUACUAUAAUCUUGUUAUUAAUGUCACGUUAUACUUCCUCAUACUAUACGAAGUACAGCACAAAUUAAGAAAUUUAUUUCUCAAAAAACAAUAUAAGUUGACUAUAGACUGAAAUAAGUUGAUUAAUGAUUCUGUGCAUUCUAGUGGAGAAUACUGCACACAAACACACAUCUAGUACUUUCAGAAGUUUCAAAUCUCUGUAUUUCAUAACUGUUGGAAAGUGUUACUUAUCGAACAUCAAUUAAAAGCAGCUUAAUAAAAAUCUUCGAGAAUAUUCACAUGAAUAGGAAUUUACUACAUGUUGUUUUAAAAAAAUAGAGCAUUCAUGAACUCCCAUUUAUUUUGCCAAAAAUGCGUCUGUUAACUUGCAUACUUGAAUGUGAGUUACAGUAGUAAUGAAUCUUUGGCAAGGUUAAAAGUACACUGUGGUGACUUCAUUUUGAUUGUUCUUAGUUUAAGUACAUCAAUGGUAGCUCUUUAUUCAUGCCCAGAGACCUGUUUAUAUUACCCAAAGACAAUAUGGUACACAAUGACACAUAUAAUAACUUCUACAAGAUGACCAGUGUAUUAGAAAGAUCCAAUGAUAGGCUCAAAUUUCAGUUGUUCACUACAUACUGCUCUGUAAUUGCUGCAUCCGGCAGUAUUGCUGAUUUUUAUUACUUUUCAAAAUUUUUAUGUAUAUAUCAGUGUAUGCAAAAUUUGCAUAAGCACAUAGGAAUGGCUGCCAUGCCUUGUCUGUGUUAUGUUUUAUACUUUCCAGGGCAGCAGGCUUGGCUCUUGUGUAAUAUAAUGAUGGAACUUUAUGAAGGACUUCUAAAGUGUGACCACUACAUCAGACAUGGUUAAUAUUCUUUGUAAAAGACUUACUAUACUCAUUGUCAUUUUCUCAUAGUAAAAAAUAUGUGUAUAAAACUGUUAUUUAUUUUACAUAAUGCUAUGACAACUAAAAAAUUAAUGUAUGUAUUGCAAUCAGAUUUAGAAAAUGUUUGUGUAUUGUGUGAUGUCAAUGCUUUCAUAGAAAGUGGUUUGCUAAAACUGCUGAAUUCUGCAGUCAGACAGAAUUUUGCACAUUCCAAGUCUUAGUCCAUUUAAUCCUAAUGAACAGAAAUGUCCUGCUCUGGCAUUUUGACAUGAUUAGCAUACUGGCUUCUGAACAAAAGUAAUAUUUGAUAAAAGGUUAAUUGUCACCUUACUUUUUUUUACUGUGAAGCUGGUAAACUCUUGGGACUUUAUUACUACAACACAAAAAAAGUAGUUUCGUUAAACAACAGAACAUGCAUAAAGCAGCUUGAAGCAUCAUGUAAGCUUUCUAAUUAAUAUUCAUUUAAGGAAAACAAACUGUUUCUCAUGUAAUAAGAGCAGAUAUAAACAAGACUGAGAUUAUUAAAGGUGGACACACCAAUCAAUAUAGAUGGAAAAAUUGUUCCAUUUCUAUUGAGAAGGGCCUGUAACUAGCCUCAGUUUUGGAUUUAAUACAGUGUACAGAUUUUGCAUUUCAUGACGCAAGCAGAAAAUGAGAUAUUUAUAAAUGUGUUUACUUUACAGCUUUACAGAGAUAACAACAUUACUGCAUGCUUGUUUCAAAUACUGCCCUCACCAUAUUUAAGAGGUGUGGUUUGUAAACUAUUUUCCUUUAGAUUUAGUCAUCUUUGUAAAUUGUUUCAAGAUUUCAUUUCAUAUGAGUAACAAAUAGGUACAGUUUUUAAAAUUAUGAUACUGCCACAUUAUUAAUCUGGAAUGUUUAUUUGACACUUCAUGGGUAAAUAUUUCUUAUGUUUUGCGUCUGUGAAUGUGAGAGUACUGCAUUAUGUACAGUCUCAUAGGCGGUCAACCUGUAAGAAUAUUUUUCACAUGUUUUAUACUUGGUGCUCCAAUCCUUAUUUGUUUUAUUUUAUCAGAAUACACUGUAUUUUGGAAGAGA
Molecule: messenger RNA, 5477 nt
Organism: Schistocerca cancellata (South American locust)
Lineage: Eukaryota; Metazoa; Arthropoda; Insecta; Orthoptera; Acrididae
Product: protein Fe65 homolog
Exons: 13
Coding region: 209-1861 (550 amino acids)
Biological process (GO): regulation of DNA-templated transcription
Cellular component (GO): cytoplasm; nucleus
Molecular function (GO): transcription factor binding; amyloid-beta binding
Source: RefSeq, a predicted model, not a curated record